AACAUGGGCUAUUUGAGAUCAUCUUUUGUUCUCUUUCUUCUAGCUUUUGUGACUUACACUUAUGCUGCCACUUUCGAGGUCCGAAACAACUGUCCAUACACCGUUUGGGCGGCAUCGACCCCCGUAGGUGGCGGUCGACGUCUUGAUCGAGGCCAGACCUGGACCAUCAAUGCCCCACCAGGGACAGCGAUGGCACGUAUAUGGGGUCGUACUAAUUGCAACUUCGAUGGUUCUGGCAGAGGUUCGUGCCAGACUGGUGAUUGCGGUGGAGUCUUGCAGUGCACCGGGUGGGGCAAACCACCAAACACCCUAGCCGAGUACGCCUUGAACCAAUUCAACAACCUAGAUUUCUGGGACAUUUCUUUAGUCGAUGGAUUCAACAUACCGAUGACUUUCGCACCGACCAAUCCUAGUGGUGGGAAAUGCCACGCAAUUCAAUGCACGGCCAAUAUAAAUGGUGAAUGCCCUGGUUCACUCAGGGUACCAGGAGGAUGUAACAACCCUUGUACAACGUUUGGAGGACAACAAUAUUGUUGCACCCAAGGUCCAUGUGGUCCUACUGAGUUGUCAAAAUUUUUCAAGAAAAGAUGCCCUGAUGCCUAUAGCUACCCACAAGAUGAUGCUACUAGCACAUUUACUUGCCCAAGUGGUAGUACAAAUUAUAGGGUAGUGUUCUGUCCUAAUGGUGUUACUGGCCCAAAUUUUCCAUUGGAGAUGCCUGGUAGUGAUGGAGUGGCUAAGUAGAGUUUUGAGUCUCUUUGUUUAAAUUUUGUUUGAAGUGGCUUGUAAUAAACCAAAGAUCUGAAUAAGAGUCACAUCAUCACACAUGUACUUUUGUGUUGAUUUUUA
This is a messenger RNA of Capsicum annuum, 849 nucleotides long. Its product is annotated as osmotin-like protein OSML13. Gene Ontology annotation, biological process: defense response. The record is from RefSeq and is marked validated. Gene Ontology annotation, cellular component: extracellular region. Lineage: Eukaryota; Viridiplantae; Streptophyta; Magnoliopsida; Solanales; Solanaceae.